GAGUGCGAAACUAGACGGAGAGAGAGUGUGAGAGAGAGGGUGAGAGGAGGACGAGAGAGAGAGAGACAUGAGACAGGGAUAGGCUGCUGGUUCCUGCAACUAGAAGGGAGUGAUUUAAUAAUUGUCUCAUCCUCUCUCCUUCAACUCGAAUCAUACAUCUCUCUUCAGGAUAAAUAUUUUUGAGAUGUCUUUUUUAUUGGCAGCUCUUGACAAACUGACUUAUUUUUUGUCUCUGAUAGCCUUUUGUGUCAGUCUGUCUUAUAGCUGGCUGAAAUGAAUGCUGACUCCUCUUAUCUGAUCUGAGUUUGGAAAAUGUAUACACUUGUUUGCAUUUUCAGCUGAUUGCAUGUGGAUUGAGACAGCUUUUUAGUUUGGGGUGCACCUUUGAUAUGCCUCAGCUCAAGAUGCUUUGGAAGCUGACCACUCAAAGUGUUACUAGUGAAAAACUGACCCCUACGACAAAAAGAGGAUGGCAAAACACAGUGUGAUGAGGGUAUGUCACAUUCUGCUGUUGGCACUUUGCAUCUAUGCCAGUGAAGACUUUGACUGGACCAAGAAUGAAAAAGGAUCAUUUUACUAUGGCACAUUUCCUUCAGGAUUCUCUUGGGGUGCAGGCAGCUCAGCAUAUCAAACAGAAGGAGCAUGGGACAGAGAUGGAAAAGGAAAGAGCAUCUGGGAUGUGUUCUCCCAUAAGAAAGGGAAAAUUCACCUGAAUGACACUGGUGACACAUCCUGUGAAGGCUACUACAAAGUCAAGGAUGAUAUCUCAUUGAUGUAUGACAUGAAGCUGAACCACUAUCUCUUUUCCAUCUCCUGGCCAAGAAUUCUGCCCAGUGGCAUUAAGACUGAGUACAUCAAUGAAAAAGGGAUAGAGUACUAUGAUAAACUGAUCAAUGUGCUUCUGGAGAACAGAAUCACACCGAUUGUGACACUCUACCACUGGGACUUACCACAGGUUCUGGAGGAAAAAUAUGGAGGAUGGCAAAAUGCAAGUAUGGUCAACUACUAUAAUGAUUUCGCCAACCUGUGCUUUGAGAGAUUUGGCAACCAAGUCAAAUACUGGAUCACCUUCAACAAUCCUUGGUCUAUUGCAGUGGAGGGUUAUGAAACUGGGGAACAUGCUCCUGGUCUGAAGCUGCGAGGUACUGGUGCCUAUAAUGCUGCCCACAACAUUAUUAAGGCUCAUGCUAAGGUCUGGCACACAUAUGAUGUUCAGUGGCGAAACAAGCAGAAAGGUAUGGUAGGCAUCUCCCUGUCGGCUGACUGGGGAGAACCUGUAGAUGUCACCAAUCAGCGAGAUAUAGAAGCAGCCGAAAGAUAUGUUCAGUUCUACCUGGGCUGGUUUGCCAUGCCACUCUUUAAUGGAGACUAUCCUCAAGUAAUGAAAGACUACAUAGGCAAGAAGAGUGCCCAGCAGGGCCUGAGUAGCUCUCGUUUGCCUACUUUCAGCCCUCAGGAGAAAAGUUUUAUCAGAGGUACCUGUGACUUCCUGGGCAUCGGCCACUUCACCACUCGCUACAUCACACAGAAGAAUUUCCCCUUCAACCGUGGAAACAGUUACUUCACUGACCGUGACCUUGCUGAGCUAGUGGACCCACGCUGGCCUGACCCUGGAUCAGAGUGGCUCUACUCUGUGCCAUGGGGCUUCCGGCGUCUGCUCAACUUUGUGAAGACACAGUAUGGAGACCCCACAAUAUACGUGACAGGAAAUGGUGUAUCGGAGAAGAUGAUGUGCACAGAUCUUUGUGAUGACUGGAGAAUGCAGUACUUCAGGGAUUAUGUCAAUGAAAUGCUCAAAGCGGUUAAAGAUGGAGUGAAUGUGAAAGGUUACACGGCUUGGUCAUUGAUGGACAAGUUUGAAUGGGACGAGGGCUACUCUGAGAGAUUUGGCCUGUACUAUGUGGACUUUGGAAGCAAAAAUAAACCACGCUACCCAAAAGCUUCAGUUCAGUACUAUAAACGCAUCAUCAGCUCUAAUGGUUUCCCUAAUCAGAAAGAGAUUGAAAGCUGGAAGAGAAAGGCAAUGGAAACAUGCACCUCAAGUAACCAGCUCCUUGCGGCAGAUCCAUUGAUCAGACACAUGGAGAUGGUCACAGAGAUUGUCGUUCCCACUGUCUGCACUCUCUGCAUUCUCCUCAGUGCAGUUUUGCUCAUGUUUCUGCUGAGAACACGAAUAUAAAACUGACUGCUUUUGGGCAAUACAAUUCCGAGUCAACAACCUACUAAUGAUAAUGAACACACUGCAUAUAAGAUCAGCAUGCAUGAGAGCUAUGAUUUCAAUAAAGUUUGAAACC
Messenger RNA from Xyrauchen texanus (razorback sucker), 2294 nucleotides. RefSeq names its product lactase-like protein. The record is from RefSeq and is a predicted model, not a curated record. The transcript has 14 exons. NCBI's taxonomy places the organism in Eukaryota, Metazoa, Chordata, Actinopteri, Cypriniformes, Catostomidae. The coding region runs from base 470 to 2179 and encodes 569 amino acids. Gene Ontology annotation, molecular function: beta-glucosidase activity. Gene Ontology annotation, biological process: carbohydrate metabolic process.